UUACUCCUUCCUCCUCCAAAAGAAAGCUGCAAGCUUUGGCUAUUUCCGCCUUUCCGGCCCAGAAAUCGCGCCAGGAAACUCCACAAAAACGUGCAGCGCUUUUUGGCUGGCAUCUCAAGGUUUGGUGAGGUUUUGAAGCGCAGUUCUUGUGAAUAGAAUACUGCAAGGGGUUGGAAACUUGGAUUCAGCCUGGGGGUGUGUGUUUCUCGCCGGAGAUGGAGGGGAAUUUGCCACCAAGAACCCUGAUCCCGGGAUCCCCCUUCGAUUUGGAGGCGUCGAUGCAGCACCCACACCGGCAGCCGUUCCACUUCGCCCAGCCACAGGUUCCACGGCAGGGCGUGUUCGCUGUCCCCGCCACGAAUCCGUUGCAGGAUUUGGGCAAUGUGGUGAAGACCUCCCUGAGCGACGAGGAGGACGCCGACGACUGCCACUACGACCGUGGCAAGGGGGCGGCGGCGGCGGCGGCGGCCUCCCAGUGGCACCGGGUGAAGUGGACCAGCGACAUGGUCAAGCUGCUCGUGUCGGCCGUGUCGUACAUCGACGAGGACGUCGACAUGGACCACGACACCACCAGUGGGAGGAAGAGGCACGCCAUGCUCAAGAGGAAGGGUAAGUGGAAGCUGGUCUCCUCGGCGAUGAACGAGAGGGGUUUCGCGGUGUCGCCACAGCAGUGCGAGGACAAGUUCAAUGACCUUAACAAGAGGUACAAGAGGUUGACUGAGAUUCUUGGCCGGGGAACAGCUUGUCAGAUCGUCGAGAACCCGGCCCUUCUUGAACAGGUGAGGCUGUCUGGAAAGCUCAAGGAGGAGGCUAAGAAACAUCUGAGCUCCAAGCAUCUGCACUAUGAGGAGAUGUGCUCAUACCACAACCAGAACCGGUUGUGCCUACUUGAUGAUCCGGUUCUUCAGAAGUCACUGCGUUUGGCACUGAGGAGUCGAGAUGAUCAUGGAAAGAAGAGCUCAUUUGGUUAUGAUGAUGAGGAUGAUCAGAUGCUGUUUUCUGAUGUUGACGAUGAAGACGACGAGUUCAAUGAUGAUCUAGAGGUCAGUGCUGAAGAUUGUCAUCACAGAGUUCAUGGCACCAAGAAGCUGAAGCAUGAUCAUGAGGAGACACAUUGUGGGUCUCAUCUGUCAGAAGUUGCUACCAUUGACAUGAAUAGAAUGUUAUCUGAGGGAUCUGGUGGUCCAGCUGCUGAGAAGAAUCCAAGUGGUAUGCAUUCAAUUCAAAUCGAGAAACAGCGUCUCAAGAUAAAAGCUCAGAUGCUGAAAAUUGAGCAGCGGCAUUUCAAGUGGCUGAGGUUCAGCAAGGAGAAGGACAUGGAGUUGCAGAAGAUGAGGCUGGAAAAUGAAAAGAUGGUGCUGGAAAAUGAGCGAUUGGAGCUGGAGCUGAAGCUUAAAGAAAUAGAGAUGGGUGUCAAACCAAAGAGGAUUUAGUGAUUGCAGGAUGCAAAUGGUAGAACUAGAAACUCUAGAGUUUCUGGUAAUCCUUUUGUUUUUCGCAGUAGCUUACAUAUUAGGACUUACAUAAAGUUUCAUCUCAGCUAACUGCAUAUCGGUUAAGUGAAUUGCUGUUCCUGUCGUUAAGUGUCUACAGUUAGUACUUAGUAUAGUUUGACAUCUGAAUAUGGUACUUAAUGUUAUCAUUACUUACAUUUCUUAUCUAUAUGCAACUGGUUGUGUGUUAGUGUGUUGCAA
Messenger RNA from Phragmites australis (common reed), 1694 nucleotides. RefSeq lists its product as uncharacterized. The record is from RefSeq and is a predicted model, not a curated record. The transcript has a single exon. NCBI's taxonomy places the organism in Eukaryota, Viridiplantae, Streptophyta, Magnoliopsida, Poales, Poaceae. The coding region runs from base 216 to 1433 and encodes 405 amino acids.